Molecule: messenger RNA, 1818 nt
Organism: Penicillium cataractarum
Lineage: Eukaryota; Fungi; Ascomycota; Eurotiomycetes; Eurotiales; Aspergillaceae
Product: putative carboxylesterase
Exons: 5
Coding region: 1-1818 (605 amino acids)
Source: RefSeq, a predicted model, not a curated record
AUGGGCUGGAUAUUUGGAACCUACAGCCUCGUGCUGCUGGCGUUAUCCCUUCCCCCGGCCUCCCUUGCCAAUCCCAUCCACACCGCCAGUCCAGUGGUCGACCUGGGAUACGCCAAAUACCAAGGCGUCUACAAUGGCGCUUAUGGUACCAAUAUAUUCAAAGGAAUUCGAUAUGCCGCCCCGCCUGUAGGAAAGCUACGUUGGCAAGCUCCCCAGCCACCAUCAGUGAACAGGACAGCCGUCUUAUCAGCAACGAAGCAACCACCUCUUUGUCCUCAGUCAGGAGCGGCAGAACUACCAGAAGUCUAUGGCUUCAAUUCAGCGUUGGGAGACGAGGACUGUCUGUUCCUGAACGUGUUCGCCCCUGCAGGGGCAAAAGAUCUGCCUAUCCUUGUAUGGAUUCACGGCGGUGGUUACGGGCUUUUCGGCGCGACCUAUGAUCCUAGUGACUGGAUGAAGACCAAUGACAAUGGCUUCAUCUCCGUCAUGAUUCAAUAUCGACUGGGAGCCUUUGGCUUCUUGUCAUCUGAGGCCGUGCACACAUAUGGUAAGACCAAUGCUGGUCUUUUGGAUAUGCGGUUUGCCCUGGAAUGGGUGCAGCAGCAUAUAGCAAAGUUCGGUGGAGAUCCAUCUCGUGUGACCAUCGGAGGCGAGUCUUCAGGCGCUGGAGCUGCGAUGCUGCAGGCUAUGGCGUAUGGUGGAAGAGAAGAUGGGCUAUUCAACAAUAUUAUUGCUGCGAGUCCAUACACUGCGACGCAGUUCGAGUAUAACGACAAGAUCCCGACGAUGCACUAUCGCGACUUCGCAGCACGAGCGGGAUGUUAUGAAGAAACGAGCUCAAAUGACCCGUCUACCUUUGACUGUUUAGUCCGCACAGACACAGAGACACUCCAAUAUGCCAGCGGCAAGGUUUCCACAUCAGGUGCAUGGGGUACCUGGGCUUUUUUGCCUGUCACAGAUGGAGAAUUCGUUCAGGACCUUCCAUCAAAACAACUGCCGGAGAAGAAAGUCAGUGGCAAGCGGAUUCUGUCUGGAAAUAACGCCAAUGAUGGUGUCCCCUUGAGUCCUCCAACUUUGAACACUACGGCCACCUUUAUACAAUACUUCAAAUCGACAUUUCCCCGAUUGACGCCCGCAGAUUUUGCUGAACUCCUCCAAAUAUACAAAGUACCAUCAUCAUCUCCCGAAUCAACUGGCCCUCUUUACGACACACUCGGCAACAGUGGCCCAACAGCCCUCAAUCAAUCCGAAUUCGCAACAGGCCUCCAACAAACCGCCUUCAACAUCUUUGCCGAAACAGCUUUUGACUGUCCCUCACAUUGGCUAGCAGAUGCUUUUUCUUCCGGAGCUAAUGAAGAGCCCAACGAUGAGAAAGAAAGCUGGAAGUAUCAGUACUCAGUGACACCAGCAUACCACGGGGCCGAUCUAACAUCCUAUUUCUCCGUGGGAGCAUCUGUGCCAAAUGCCGGCUUUAGAGAUGCAUUCCAACGCAUACUGGGGAAUUUUAUCAUAAAUGAUACACCCGUUAUAUCCAUUAGCGAUGCCAAAGCUGGAAUGGCUAAUGCCACCGUUCCCGAGGGCACAGAUGGUGAUAUUGAUUGGCCGCGGUGGAAAGAGGACUCGCCUGUGCUGAUGAAUUUGAAUACGACGGGUGGAAAUUUGGUUAGGCAAACGGUGACUGAUCAUCUGUCAUAUUGGCUUAGAGAAGGAUCAGGAAUUACGAAUGAGUUUGGGCUGGCAGAUGCUAGGGCGUGGGAGGGUGGUCGUGGGGAGAGGUGCAAGUUUUGGCAAAAAGUGGGAUCGCGAGUGCCACAGUAG